Molecule: messenger RNA, 411 nt
Organism: Meira miltonrushii
Lineage: Eukaryota; Fungi; Basidiomycota; Exobasidiomycetes; Exobasidiales; Brachybasidiaceae
Product: putative MRPL23-mitochondrial ribosomal protein, large subunit
Exons: 2
Coding region: 1-411 (136 amino acids)
Biological process (GO): negative regulation of translation; translation
Cellular component (GO): ribosome; mitochondrial large ribosomal subunit
Molecular function (GO): structural constituent of ribosome; mRNA binding
Source: RefSeq, a predicted model, not a curated record
AUGUCGCAAAAUGUUGGAAGUACGGCAUUAGCCAUGGCACGAACAUGGCAUCAUGUUUCAGCAAAGAAUGCAAUUUUAGGUAAAUUGGCAGUAGAUAUUGCGGAAUUAUUGAUGGGAAAACGUAAACCAAUUUAUGAUCAAGCUAUGGAUAUUGGAGAUUAUGUCGUAGUUACCAAUUCACGUCACGUUGCCGUUACAGGAAAGAAAGCACAUCACAAGCUGUAUAGACAUCAUACAAUGUAUCCUGGAGGAUUGAAAGAGAUCAAAUAUGAAGAUAUGAUGGAGAAGAAACCGGAUGAGAUCAUUCGAAAGGCUGUAUCGGGAAUGCUGCCAAAGAACAAAUUCCGCGAUAGAAGAUUGGAACGCUUGCUGAUAUAUCCCGAAGAAGAGAACCCACACGAGGCAAAGUGA